This is a messenger RNA of Entrophospora sp. SA101, 648 nucleotides long. NCBI's taxonomy places the organism in Eukaryota, Fungi, Glomeromycota, Glomeromycetes, Entrophosporales, Entrophosporaceae. The record is from the annotation of a GenBank genome assembly.
AUGGAUUUACCAUUCAAAAUUAAAUUACCAGAAAAUCUUGCUUCAACUUUAAGGUCAGAAAUUGGUAAUAUUGAUUAUAAACUUACUGCAGAAAUAUCUCGAAAAAGGAAUUUUUGGAAGUUUCAAGGACCAAGGAAAAAUAUCGAAUGUAAUUGUAACAUCUUAAAAUAUUGUUUACUCCCACCACCAGUUCCUGUACAUUGGGUAGAAUAUGAUACUGAAAAGGCCACCAUAUCAAAUGGUAUAGGUUAUAACGUUCGUAUGGAUGAUAUAAAUUUUGGACCUAGUAACCCAAUAAUUGUUUAUGUGAAAUUGAAAUCAUAUAAUCCUAAAUUAAAGAUUAAAGAAAUAUUUGUUGGGUUAAAAAAAUAUUGUAGCUUUAAUGCCCAAGGUGGCUCAAAACAUGAAGAGAAAUAUGUAUUAAAAAAACAAGUUAUUGGAGACAAAAUUAUGUGGGAUAAUUAUAAUGAAUGUUAUUAUACUUUUGUAUUGGAUAUUCCUGAAGAUAUGACAAAAUUUGGACGGACGAUCAAACUUGAACAUAUUCUUGUAGCCUUUAAAAUUAAAAUAAAGAUUAAAAAAGAAGGAACGGAUAUUAAUUUAGAACAUGAUGUUAGGAUUGAUAAUUUUUUGCCUGUAAAUUUAUAA